AAAACAAAGAAGGCCCUUAGCCUAACAGGCCUUUAAGCCUUUCUUUGCUUCCCCACCGUCCACCAACUGACAAAAAAACUCUAAAAAAAACCAACUGACAAAGAAAAAACUCGACACCGACCGGAGAGAUGCCCGGCGGCAGCCUCGCCACGGUGGGAUCCCGCUUCCUCGGCGGCCAGGGAGCCGCUGCCUCCGCCCUCGCGCCGUGAUGGGCCUCCCCGCAGGCAACGAGGUCGCCCCCGAACGCCCCAUCCGUGUGAACGAAGAACUCGUCUGGGACAACGGCACGCCCUUUCCCGGAGACCUGCGUCGACCGCCUCGCGCCCCCACAUCGGCUCGCUUCUUCGCCGCGCUCGGCCUGGCAGCCGUCGUCAGUGCCAAGAUGCCCCACGUACCGGACUUGGGAGAAGUACGCCGUGCAUCGGAGCCUCUAAGCCUAACUAUCUUACUGUCAUCAACUCUAGCAUGGCAAUGCCUUGCGCCAAAGGUCUACCCAUAUGACAACCUGACGGUGGAGCUUGGUGGUUGGUCAUAAGAUGGACCAGACCGUUUCAUCUCUUCAAGUUUUAACGGUAAAAUCUUUCGCUCUGGUGUCUAUCGUUACCGCAACAAGCUUCUCAUUCUCUGACUGGCGAUCUUUCCUUCAUUCUGUUGUUUACGACUGUGUUGCAAAGGUUAUAACUUCUUCUACCAACAAUAACUCGACGGCUCACAGGCUCUUGCGAAUGAGCUGCUGUGCUGCGAAGAGGCAAACAAUGUUGGGACAUUCUGUGGUAAAAUUCCCCACCACCAUGAUAUGUAACCUCCGUAGACCGAGUACAGCUGCUCGUGUUAAUGAAAAUGAUGUUACGGUUCCAAUAAUAUUGUCGACCGUGUCAGCUGGUGCUCGUGUUUUUGGCUCCGCCUCUGCAUUAUACUGUGCUGUUGAUGGGUGAACUGGAAAUUGGCUGAAGACAGCUUGGUCGGUUUCGGAGCUUAGCAGAAUGCUGUGACGCAAGUGGUUCAUGUGGGGAUGAUGAAACCCCAAAAGCAUUAUUGGUCUCAUUCUUGGUCUCUCUCUUGCUGCGUAGCUGGUCCAGGGGAACCCGAUGCGUUGAGUGCUUUGGCCAUUUCUAUAGCUCUCCAUUUUAUUUUGUUCUGUUGCCAUGGGCAGCUUGUGUCACUCUUUUGUUUAUUCAUUAUAGUGGGAAGAGGCUGUGUAUAACAACUUGGUCAGUCAGCCAGUCAUAGGCCCAUCAUGCCAGAGGAAGCUAAUUAAGCUAGCUGGCACAUGGUGUAGUGUGCAGGUUACUUCAUCACAAGACCAAUCCAUCACCCAUAUGCAUGUCUGAUGCCUUGGCCACUGAUAAUUAAGCUACAGCUUAUGAUUGUAGUAUGUUUAAUUACCUCACUUUCUCUCUUGAGUAGUUAACCAGUGAUCACUAAUUACUGCACA
Molecule: messenger RNA, 1435 nt
Organism: Brachypodium distachyon (stiff brome)
Lineage: Eukaryota; Viridiplantae; Streptophyta; Magnoliopsida; Poales; Poaceae
Product: NADH dehydrogenase [ubiquinone] 1 beta subcomplex subunit 8, mitochondrial
Exons: 4
Coding region: 209-535 (108 amino acids)
Source: RefSeq, a predicted model, not a curated record